UGAAUCGGUCAGUCACAGACUCUCAGACAUGAUGGUGUGACAUUGGUGUCUCUCUCUCUCUCUCUGUCCGAUGCACACUCGUCGAUGGAUCGACGAUGAUGAGAUGGACACGUGAUCAGGCGUCUGCAGUGCACACAGGUCAUGACCAGGAAGAAAGACUCGUUGAAUGUGUCUCGUGCGCUGACUGACCGAGCUCUUGCGGUCUGAUGGUCCAGUUGGCGGUCAGGCCGACAGCCAGCCAGCCUCUGACGUCCUCAUCCUGACAACACACACACAUACCAACCAACCGACGGCCAAUUUGCCGUCCAUCCAUCCACGAGUGCGUGCGUGAGACAGACGUACGGAGAUCGACUGCGGGUACUCGUUCUGGAGCUUGCGGAGGUACAAGUCGACACACACGUUCUGGAGACACACAGCACACAUCUCAAUGCUGUGUGUCUCUGCAAAAGUGACUCACGUUGAUGACGGAUGCAGGGUUGGUGCGGAUGGCGAACUCCAUGGGGUCUGGGUCAUUUGGAUAGUCGAGCUGCCACUCGAAGAGGGCAUCGGGGAAGUAGUUGACGCCCGGGAAGAGGGGGCCGGCGACUUGGGAGCCACCCACAGUCCUGAUGGAUGAACGGAUGGAUUACAUGACGCAUACACAGAGGAUGGGUGUGUCGGCGUGUCACGUACAAGUCCUUGAGGGUCAGGGGACACAGGGUCGGAUCGUAUUGCCCAGCCCUGGCCAUGUUCUGUAUCUUGGUCAGCAUGUCCUGACCACACACACACACACACACACACACACGGCUGGGAUGUGUGUAUCUCUUUGUGUGGGUGGGUGGCACUUGAGCAGCGAUAUCAUCAGGUUCGCUCCUGUGACACACACACACACACACGAGAGGGUUUGUUUGUGUGAUGUAGGGCCAACUUCUUGCUCUUGUACUUGUACCUUGUUUUGGGCACGCCGAGCGGAGUUGUCGUGACGAGAGUGCCGACGAUGAGGAGCACGGCCACCAGCAGCAGCACCACGAUGACCACCAGCUGCAUCAGCGACCGAGGAGGCGCGUACCUGCACAUCCAUGGCAACAACAGAGACAUGGACAUUUCCUGUGUGCUGUGCUGUCUUGUCUGUCUGAGCGUGUGUACUGACGGCGUUGUGAGGCGCUGUCCGAUGAGGUUGACGGCGUUCUUGAGGCCCUCGCCGGUCGGCAAGUUGCUGAACCCAACUGAUAUCUGCCGCAUGAGCUCUGUGUGUGCCAUCCCGUAAUGCAGAGCCGGUUCGACGCCCGACCUCCACUUCAGCGCCACCAGAUUGUCUGAGUGAGUGAGAGAGACACACGCAGAGAGAGAGAGAGAGAGAGUCUGGUGGAUGCGUCGAUGUGUGGGUGGUUCUUGUGCAUGCGACCUUUCUUGGCGUAGACCUACAUGUACAUUCACAUUAGCACAGAUGAAGCUGUUUAUCAGCUGCUUUUGCGUGAGUCUUCUUACGAGUAUGGCUCCAUCGUGGCACUCUUUGUGUCCGAGUCCCCAUCGGCUGAGCAGCGCCGACGCCAAGUCGUCCACAUCAACACCUGACGGCAACUCGCUGCAUGACACGCACACAGAGACGCACAUGAUCGAUGUGGCCAGAAAGAGACGUUAGCAAAAGAAUGCAGGGAGAGCUGACUUGAUGAGUGCGACGCCGAGGUGGUAGUUUGCUUGGCCGUACUUGCCGCAUUUGUGUCUGCUGUCCUGCCGGAUGAAGAGCAGCAUGUCCUCUACCUCGUCGGCCUCUCGACGGCUGAUGAUGCCGUCAGGGUCGCACAGCCAGCUGUGUGGAAUGUGGCGGCGAUUGCUGCACACACACGCACAGAGAAAGAGACACGCACAAAGAGAGAGACACACGACGGUGAGUGAACGAAUUUCACAAAUGUUUCACUCUCUCUCUCUCUCUCUCUGUGUGUGUGUGUGUGUGUGUGUGUGUUCCUCACUCACUCACCAAAUCACCGGGCUGUCGAUGGGAUUGGGGUAGUUGAUGAGUGUCAGAGGUCGCGGCACCGGCACAGAGAUGUCUUCACCAGGCAGAGGCACGCCAGGCAGCAGCGAGUGGGCAGCAUACACAGGCCUGUGGCGCAUGUAGUGAGGCGGCUCAUUCUUGCCAUCAUAGGCCGACGCACACCACAGACACGCCGACAGCGCCACCAGCAGCACACCCAUCAGACGCACACACAUGGUCGGUGAGUCGUGUGAGGGCGCAGAAGGUG
Molecule: messenger RNA, 2222 nt
Organism: Vitrella brassicaformis
Lineage: Eukaryota; Vitrellaceae
Source: the annotation of a GenBank genome assembly